Messenger RNA from Syzygium oleosum, 2016 nucleotides. RefSeq lists its product as uncharacterized. The record is from RefSeq and is a predicted model, not a curated record. NCBI's taxonomy places the organism in Eukaryota, Viridiplantae, Streptophyta, Magnoliopsida, Myrtales, Myrtaceae. Gene Ontology annotation, cellular component: cytoplasm. The transcript is spliced from 8 exons. Bases 705 to 1526 code for a protein of 273 amino acids. Gene Ontology annotation, molecular function: exopolyphosphatase activity.
UCUCCUCUUCGAGCAGGAACAGAGCCGUGGACAGCUUCAGCGGCGAAAUUCUCUCCAAAUCCGUCAGGCACGGCCGGAACCGAUCGGAGACCCUUGAUACUCCGCCGGACUCUCCUACGGAGCCGUCCUCGCCCGCCGAAUCCGUCCACAAGUGGUUCUCCAACAUCCUCCAACCCCCCAACGCGAACGACUCAUCUCAAUCGCGACACUCUGUCAGCUCUGACCUGCCGCCGCCUCAGCUUCUUCCGCUGAGGCAGUCGACGCACCGGAGGUCCAGAUUUCAGAGCGACCCCUCUGCGGCCCAGCCGCAGGCUAUUCCCGCCCCUCCUCGGCGCUUCCGAACCCCAGUGCUGUCGCAGGACGUGCAGCUGCUGUCUCCGCCGAAGAACUUGGUUGAGUCUGCUCACCGGAGGUCGAUUUCUUCCUCGACGUGCUCGGUGCCGGAUGAUCGGGUCCUGUCGCCUCCGAGGAGCCUCGUGGAGUCAGCUCACCGGAGGUCGGUGUCGUCGUCCACUUGUUCCCUCGAUAAGAUCGCGCCGAAGGCGAUCGGUAAUGGGCGGUUGAAGGAAGGCAAUGGAGCAAGGAAAGUUGGUGUUAAUGGAUUUCUCAAGGAGCAGAGAAGCAAGAUUGGGAAGAUCUUCAAUGGUGAGAUCAAUGCCAGGGCCAAGAUUGUUCUCUCGGGACCUUCAAACAGUACAAGUUCUAUGAUAGCUGCAAUAUGCUAUGCAUGGCUUUUGGAGAAUAGGAUGAACAAGAAGGGAGAAGGCAAUGGAGGAGGGUCCAUUGCGGUGCCCGUGAUGAACGUUAGGAGAGCGAGGAUGUGGAAGCAACGUCAGGCUGCUUGGCUCUUUCACCGUGUUGGUCUUGAUGCCACCUCCUUGCUUUUUGCUGACGAGGUGGAUUUGGAAAGUCUAAUGAUGGCUGGAAAAUUAAGCAUCCUUGUGGUUGGGCAAGAUGUCCUCAAAACGAAUGGUGAGGUUGGAUCUCAAUGCACAGUUCUUACAGAUAAUUACUGUGAAGAAGCUUACGAUCUGCUCGAAACUGAAGUGCUCAAGAAACUUUUGCUGGCGGGAAUACUGCUAGACACUCAAAACCUAAAUGCAACCGGCAAAUUGUCUACUACAAGAGAUGCUGAAGCAGUACAGCUGCUACUAGUUGGCUCAGCCCCCAAUUACAGAAAUACUCUCUUUGAUCAACUGAUGCAGGAUCAACAAGAUAAUACCUUUACUGAGGCCUUGCAGCAAAACUACGGGAAGCCUCCUAAUGGGAGUAGUUCCAUUACUGGAUCUAAGAUGGACCAUAGCGUUCCUGAAAGAAAGUCUACCUCUGUCCAUACCAAAGAAGACAUUAAGAAAGGUCCGGAAACAAAUCAGCAUGAUGCUAAAACUGCAAAAACUGACAGGUUAUCCCCAAAACAAGAUAAACAGAGUCCAAAUCCUGUACAACCUCCAAAAAAAGCAUCCGAUGCUGGUCGAGGAAAGAAUACGUUCUUCCUGGCCAGGUGGUUUGGUUUUGGUUCAAAAUGAAUGGCCGGUGAAGUAUGAUUGUUUCAAGGAACUCUUACUGAAUUGGAAGUCAAGAUCGGUCUCCCAUAUUGCUGAUGAGCAAAAUGGGUAAAAAAGUUGGUCCCUCCAAAAUAUUCCUUUAUUCUUGCUUUAGGUCUCAUUAUGGCAUGAAAGCGUACUUAUAUAAGAGAUUUUUUUUUUGUUUUUUUACAUAAGAGAUUGAAGAAGUGGUAAAGGAGCUUUUUCGAAGACUAAAGACCACUGUGGUAUGCCAUCAUCUGUAACAUCAGUUAUUCCUCCUAAUGUAGCAGUCUUCUGUUUGCCAUUGGAAACAGAACUUUUCCUUUGUGGCUGUUGCUUUGUCGUCACUUCUUUGAGUAGCUCCUGUUGAUCUCAGCUCAUUGUGAUGUUCUUGUCUGUGGAAGAUGAGAUCAUACCAGAUGAACAUUUGUUUGCGGAUCAACCGCCAUAAUUCCUGAGAAAUAUAUUGAAAUCCGGUGCUUCGCCUUGC